AUGAACCCAUCGGUGGAGCUCCCUCCAGCUUUUUGCUCCCUUAGGGACUUUCUGCUUAAUUUGACUCAAGAACAAGCAUUACACCAGCAAGUCAUUGAAUUAGCCCAUCUGAUCUGUUAUAAUUCUAUCUUUACGUUUGAUGGAGAAGUCUACAAACAAAAAAGAGGAGACCCCGUGGGUAGCCCAGUAUCCAGGGACCUAUGCGAAAUGGUCAUUAGGCAACUUGAACGAAAAAUACUUCCACUGUUCCUCCCGAACAUCUUACUCUGUAGGAGGUAUGUGGACGACAUCCUCAUCAUGUGGAAGACAAUACCUGACAUCUCAAAUUUCGUACAAACCGUAAACAAUAAUCCCUACAGCCUAACACUGGAAAUGGAACAAUCUUGCAACACUGAGGUCCACUUUUUGGAUAUAAACAUUAAAGUAGAAGGAUCCGCCAUCGUCACGUCGGUAUACCGUAAACCUUAUGCCGCCUCUAUAUACAUACCGGUAGGUUCAUCCGACCCAUUCACCUACAAGGCUGUAGCAUUUAAUACUUUGAUUAAAAGGGCCUUUUCCCACUCGUCCACCACGCAAGCCCUCAACACCGAAUUGAAUUAUAUCAAGAGAAUAGCAGCCAAGCACGAUUACCAUGGUCUAACACACCAUCUAAUUGAGCGACAUCAACGGUCACAAUACGCACCCACUACGUGUACGAAGACCAAUACUGACCAGGAUGAACGUAAACGCCUCCCAGUCACCUUUAACCCAUAUGUUAAAGCGAUAUACGCUGAGAUCGCCAGAAAACAACAAUUACAAAUAGCCUAUAGAAGAUGCCCAACAAUCUACAACAUCCUCAGAAAUGGAAAAGGCAGUCCAGUUUGUAGCAGGCUUCCUGGUGUGUACUCUAUUCCGCUGAAAGAUAACAGAUGUAAUGAAAGCCUUGUCUACAUCGGCUCAACCAAGCGAUCUUUAAACACCAGAGUACAAGAGCAUCAAGCAGACCUUCGGCAUGGGCGGUACACAACGGCCCUAACCACCUNGAAAACAACAAUUACAAAUAGCCUAUAG
Messenger RNA from Centruroides sculpturatus (bark scorpion), 1050 nucleotides. RefSeq lists its product as uncharacterized. NCBI's taxonomy places the organism in Eukaryota, Metazoa, Arthropoda, Arachnida, Scorpiones, Buthidae. The coding region runs from base 1 to 1050 and encodes 349 amino acids. The transcript has a single exon. The record is from RefSeq and is a predicted model, not a curated record.